This is a messenger RNA of Colius striatus (speckled mousebird), 3955 nucleotides long. RefSeq names its product coiled-coil domain containing 93 (gene CCDC93). The record is from RefSeq and is a predicted model, not a curated record. The transcript is spliced from 23 exons. NCBI's taxonomy places the organism in Eukaryota, Metazoa, Chordata, Aves, Coliiformes, Coliidae. The coding region runs from base 85 to 1938 and encodes 617 amino acids. Gene Ontology annotation, biological process: Golgi to plasma membrane transport.
AUCCCUUCGCUCGGGCGUUGCGGCGGGGGGGAGCGGACGUGACAGGCGGAGCGGCUGGGCGCAGGCUGCCGGAGACGGAGGGCGAUGGUCGUCCCCAGAGGACAGGAGUAUCAGGCCCCCCAGGAGGUUGAAACAAGAGAAGAUGAGGAACAAAACAUCAAGUUGAGUGAAAUUUUGGAACUGUUGGUGGCUGCUGGGUAUUUUCGAGCAAGAAUCAAGGGGUUGUCACCCUUUGACAAGGUGGUAGGCGGCAUGACAUGGUGUAUCACCACCUGCAGCUUUGAUAUCGAUGUCAAUUUAUUGUUUCAGGAAAACUCUACUAUUGGUCAAAAAAUUGCCUUAACUGAAAAAAUUGUGUCAGUAUUACCAAAAAUGAAGUGUCCUCAUCGUUUGGAACCACAUCAGAUCCAGGGACUGGAUUUCAUUCAUAUAUUUCCUGUUGUACAGUGGCUGGUGAAACGUGCAAUAGAAACAAGGGAAGAAAUGGGAGACUAUAUCCGUUCUUACUCUAUAUCACAGUUUCAGAAAACCCACACACUACCAGAGGAUGAUGAGUUUAUGCAAAGAAAAGAGAAGGCUAUCAAAACUGUUACCGAUAUCUUUGAGGUUUAUAAACCCCAGAGAAAAUAUAGACGUCAGAAGGGAGCUGAAGAACUGCUAGACGAGGAAUCAAAGGUUCAUGCUACGCUUCUGGAGUAUGGCAGGAGAUACGGAUUUAGCAGACAAGCAGGAAAAACAGAACAGGCUGAAGAUAAAAAAGUUGUGCUACCUCCAGGGCUUGCAGCAGCAGGAAAAGCUGACCCUUGUGAUGAAGAUGACCUCCAGGCUGCUGAAGAGCUCCGCAUUAAAACUCUGAUGACUGGAAUGGCUGCAAUGGCAACAGAAGAGGGCAAAUUGACAGCAAGCACUGUUGGCCAGAUUGUUGGACUCCAAUCAGAUGAAAUCAAGCAAAUAGUGUCAGAAUAUGCUGAAAAGCAAUCUGAACUUUCUGCUGAGGAGCGACCAGAGAGGCUUGGAGCUGCCCAGCAACACAGGAGGAAGGUGGCAUCUCUGAAUAAACAGAUUUUACAGAAAACCAAACUUCUAGAAGAGUUGCAGGCCAAAUGUGCUGAUCUACAAGCAAAAUGUACUGAAGCAACAAAGACAUUAACUGAGGUUAAGAGUUACAGUGAAAAGCUGGACAAAGAGUUGGCAGCUUUAGAAACAAUAGAAUCUCAAGCAGAUUCUAGCAUGUUACAGAGUCUGCGGGCGCUGGUAGCCAUGAACGAAAACCUAAAAAGCCAGGAGCAAGAGUUCAAAGCACACUGUAGGGAAGAAAUGGAGAGACUCCAACAAAACAUUGAGUGCUUGAAAGCUGAGGCAUUGGAAAAUGAGGAGGAAGAGGAGCCAAAUAAGAUCAUAGAACAGCAGUACAAAACUGAGAAAGAGAAACUUCAAAAGAUCCGACUCUUACUGGCACGAAGAAACAGAGAAAUAGCCAUUUUACAACGCAAGAUUGAUGAAGUACCCAGCCGAGCUGAGCUAACACAGUAUCAGAAGAGAUUUAUUGAACUUUACAGUCAGGUCUCGGCAACUCACAAAGAAACGAAGCAGUUCUUUACUCUUUAUAAUACACUGGAUGAUAAGAAAGUAUAUUUGGAAAAGGAGGUUAACUUACUGAAUUCUAUUCAUGACAACUUUCAUCAAGCAAUGGCAUCUUCUGGUUCUCGGGAGCAGUUUUUACGGCAGAUGGAGCAGAUUGUAGAAGGCAUCAAACAGAAUCGAAUGAAGAUGGAAAAGAAGAAGCAAGAAAACAAAAUGCGAAGAGACCAGUUGAAUGAUGAGUACUUAGAGCUUCUAGAGAAACAGAGACUUUACUUUAAAACAGUGAAAGAAUUUAAAGAGGAAUGUCGUAAGAAUGAACUUCUGCUGUCCAAGCUGAAAGCAGGUUCAUCCUGAGAAACUCCAGCUGCUGAAGUUCACAGAUGAUUGUUCAACCCAUCGAACCUCGUUUGUGAGGUGACAGUUCCAACUGCAAUGUAGAUAUAUAGAGAUAUAUAUAUAUAUAUAUAAAAAUAUAUACGCACAGCUGUAAAAGUCUGUUUAUUUUCCCAGUAUGUAUUCAGUUUUACAUUCCUUCAUCUCAUGGCUGUAUUAUUCAUUAUUGCCUCCACCUCACAGUAAAGACUUAACAUAGUACAGCAAAUAGAAAUAUUGUCUAAUUUUAUUUAUUUGGGUUUGGGUUUGGUUUUUUUUUCCCCCACAGUCAGGACAGUGGGGUUUUUUUACAUUGAGGUUUUAACACUGAAUCAGCUCAACAUACUGGAAUAAGUAGAUAUGUACUGUGGACUAUGUCCAGUAGCACAAGCUCAGCACUGCAGAAUGCAGUGAUUUGUUAAUUUUGGCCAAAAAAUAAAGCCACAUAAUGAGAUAAUGGAAACUCUCUUCACCAGCUAAUAACUUCACGUUAAUUUACACUUUAGCCAUAGAUAAGAUUCUAAAGGAUAACGAAAUCAUUUCUAAUGGUUAAGACAUAAUGGAAGCUUACCUUGGAUAAUUCCUGGUGUAAAAUGAUAGAUCUAUAUUUUUAUAAAGUCUAGCUGUUGUAUAAAUUUCUUGGAAAUUUCAUUUUUAUAUACAGAGAGAGUGUGCUUGUUAAAUUAAUAGCUCCAGGAAAAACACUAGGACCGUCAUGUUAUCCCUGGCUGGGAUGAAAAGCAAAGUCUGUGUCACCUGUAAUAUCAGAAGAUAGAGAUUCAGACAUUCUGCUGAGACAAACAGAUGCUCGCCCCUGAAGGCAACCACGUGCUUACCCUGCUGAAGAGCUGCCCUGCACAGUUCAGAAACUUUAUGGAACACUUUCUGAAACAUCUUUUGUAUCUGUAUAUAUGGUAUUUUAUAAUUCAGUUGCUUUUUGUACUUCAGGAUUUUGGACUGACUUCUUAAUGUACAUCACACCUUCAGGAGAGGAAAGCCCAUGUUGUUUUUGCCCAGGGACACUCACAGCGCUGUUCCAUCACCUUCCAUGGCAGCAAAUAGAAAAUAAAGAAUGUUUGGAAUCCAGCAACUCCCUGCUGUUGUGUUUUUAAGGUGGAAUUUCCUUCAGAAGCCUUCAUAUGCUUUUGAAUUAUAAGUGCAUUAAAAGAUGAUGUGUGUCGAUAUUCCCUCCCAAGGGUGUUUUGUUGUGUCAUGGCAAUCAGGAACAUUUUGUUUUGUCUUACUGUGUUCAUUUUGGUAUUUGCUUGGUGUUUUGGUAUUUGGCACAAACCCUCAAACCAAAGGAGAUCCAUGGGAGGUUACCUUUGUCUUUUACAAGUAUCUGCUUAAGAUACAGCUUUCUCAGUGGAGAUGGCAGCAGUUCAUCACACUACAACAGCUGAUUCCACUCCUUUUGAAUACAACGGGAGAUUUGAUAUUGGUGUGUGAAUUUAUGCAAACUCUGCAGCAUUGAAAAUGGAGACGCCUCAGCAUUUGAGCCUUGCACAAGGAGAUAGCUGAGGGUCUGUCCAAGUGAAAUGCAGUGAACUGCCUGAACUGUGAUACACCAGGGUCCAUGAGAUAUACUUUCUUAUAAAUGGGACUGGUUUUGUGACAACCCAAAACACUUUUCCUCCUCUUGCACUACAGACAAAACCAAAACCUUUCUACGGAGCCAGCUUGUACCUUACUCCCCUCACUAGUUAGUGACAGAAUGUGUACCAGCUGCUUCUCUGUAUCUAUUAAAAAAGUCAGUCUUCCCGAGCUAGUGAAACAAUGAAGGCAACAUUACAUUCCAGAGUACCUUCAAAGAAAGGAAAAGUCACAUUCCUAGUUCUUUCAAAGGAGGGAACUUGGAUUGAGUGUUACUUGCAGACUUUCUGUAGACAGCUUUGAUAUGAGGAGACAUUAUUUAUGGCUACAAACUUUGCUCUCUGUAAAAACUGUUAUUCUCCUUCUAAUUUGUAAAUUAAAGGAUUUAAAUUUGGCACCAAGAUAA